Molecule: messenger RNA, 43760 nt
Organism: Xyrichtys novacula (pearly razorfish)
Lineage: Eukaryota; Metazoa; Chordata; Actinopteri; Labriformes; Labridae
Source: the annotation of a GenBank genome assembly
GUACUCGUGUUGACAUGAUCCUGUGUUGUGUCGUUGUGACUGUGAAGUCUUGCAGCGGUUGUUCAGACUUGAGGAGUGACAACUUACGAUGGCGUGUGCUCUUCUUCUUCUUCAUCCGCUCACUCCUCACUCCUCACUCUUCCUGCGGACGGAGGCGACAGCAGCGGCGGGGUUCAGCUAAGCUGUCAGCCGUUACAUUUUAACCUCCCCCCGGCACGAGCCCAACCGCCAACUCCCGCGCGGGGUUGCUUGGAUAUUCAAGGACAUUUUAACGUUGCCAUAGCUACUUUGGCCUUUUUUUCUCCUGUCGGUUGAGGAAAUCCAGCGCGUGGUUCUCGGGCGCAGCGAUGUGGCCAGAUUUAGUAAACACGAGAAGAAACGGCGGCUGAUAUCGUGUAAAUACGCUUCUUCUUCUUGGAUUUACGAUGUUUUUCUGCGUGUCAUCUUUACACGUCGUACCCACUACCCUGCCUCCUCCUUCAACACCGAGGGGACAAAUGAACGGAGACAUAAAGGUCUGCUGCUGCUGACUUUUCGAUGCAUACAUCUGAAUUAUGGCAUCAUCUCCACGCCUUUUGAAGUUAACGGCUGCUUCGUGCUGAAAGACACCCGUGUUGGAGGUGAAAGCGGUGAUCCUCAGAAACACCCCCGGUGGCUAUAGGUGGAUGAACUUUUGACUCCCUGAGAGCUGUGGUGUGGUAAAAGCAGAGGUGCAUCUCUGCUGUGCAUCAGGUUCAGGUAUGUGUUGAGCAUUGCCAGCCAUCUAUUUGUCAUUACAGUGCUGCCAUGUUGCUAGGUAACUAACUGACGGUGGGUUUACUCUAGUUCAGAUUUGAUCAUCCCCACAUCCACGGAUGCAACGUCACCCUCAGCAAAUCUUAUUUUACAAGUUUUUUAUAUCAUUACCAUAAUCUGUCAUUUCUCACAGUGUGAAUUUCUCAUCUUCCUUUGGCCGGAAGAAGUGAAGCAUAUUUUUCUGCUCCCAUGCCAUGGCCCGUGGCUGUCACACAGGCAUGCUCGUUAAAGCCCAUGAAAUGUUGCCUCUUUUAUACUCAAGCUGAUCUGCAAAUAGAUACACAGUCAUGAGUGGAACCUCUGCUUUCAAGGCUGUACUCUCUCCUCCUCUUCUAGUGGCACUUAGGUGCAAGAAUGUGUUAAGACCGUGGUGCAAAUUACAGAUAAUUUUCCUGAUUUAGUCUAAACCUGCUGUCCACAAGUGAGUAUUUGCACCCUCCAGGUCCCUUCCUGUUAAAAUCCGACUUUCUGAGUUUCAGCAUCAAGAGUCACUCCACUUGACUCAGCAUGGCCUGGAUGAGUCACUGAGGCAGUGCUGACUAGGAAGCUGUAGCGUCUGUUGUCCAGAUGAUGAUUCUGUUGUGAGGGCAGGUGACCCCUGAUUUUUUUUUCCAGCAUUGCAUAAUACCUUUGAGACAGUGUUUUAAUCUGAGACUAGUUUUAGAUUCACCUGUGUUACUGGUCAAAAAGGCUCAGCCUCAGUGAGCAUGAACCAGCCUACAAUUAUAGGGACAAAUUCCAAGGCCGGUUAUUGUGUCGUUUCUGGGCCAAAAGAAUAUCCUACGAGUUUGCACAAAAGGGUGUAAUCUCUCCUUGACAUGUUCAAACUUGCAUCCUGCCUUUUAAGGUUGUGAAGGUUGUGUAACACACUCACAAUUGGAGAGGGGAAGGUUUUUUGGCAAGUGCAUUUCUCCUAAAUUAGAUUUCUGCUGAAUUAUGGCUAAUUUGCUUUGUUUUGAACAAAGGUCUUUGUCUGAUGAGUCACUUUUUGUUUUUUGUUCUCAAACAAACUUAUUCCAUUAGAUUUUUUUUAUUUAUCAUUGAGCUGUUCUAGUUGCAAACUGUUACAGCACAGAGAUAUCAGGGAUAUUACAAGAUAUUUUCUCAUACCAUUCAUUUGUGUCACAAUGACCUACACCGUAAACACACUUGAACGAUGUUGCAAAUGAUGUUCUUCAGUUAUGAAGUGCUGCUCGGAUGAUUCAGGACAGAGUGCUUGAAGUGAAGGUUGUACAUUACAACAUCAGCAUUGUUGGCAAUGAACUCUAUCAAAUCAUCUUGAAGUAACACCACCCGUCCUUCCCUACCAGUCCUUCCUGUUAUGACCUUAAAGAUCAUGUGGAGGUUUCUCUGCGGUAAACAUGGCAGCUCCUCAAGAUAUUUGCCUAACCAGUUUUGUGUUGUGGAUGUUCUUCCCUCCCCCAGCAGACACAUAAAUACACAUGUGUUUGGCAGACAGGCACGGCUGCACGACAAUCCAAAACUAAAAAAACAAAAAACCUCCUCUGGGAGUUUAACGCUUUGAUGAAAUAUUUAUCUUCGUUUUCUCAAGAAAUUAAAAUCUGUGAAGCAAGUUUCAAAACCGAGUUAAAGAAAAUCCGUUUUUCUGGUUAACCUGGUUUAUUAAGGUUGAGUUUUGUCCUUUAGUCUGCUCCUGUUUUGCUUUAAAAUUUUAAAAUGUGGCUUUUUUUAGCAGAACAGUUUGUUCAGGUAGUGAUGAGUCUGAUUUGUGCUCUGUCCCAGUAUCCAGCCAAAUUAAAUAAAACCUCCAAAUUUAUUGAUAGCAGCUCCUAAACUCAGUGAAACUGUGGACUUGGAUGAGAAAGUGUAAAAUUCCCAGUGAAAAGAAAACAGCACUUGUAAUUCAGUCAUCAUUUUAGUGCUCCAGUUUGAAUUACAAAAACAUGACCUGUUGAUUUUGUGUUUUAUUAUUUGGGUCAGCACCAGUCGAAGUGACACAAUCGAUGUAAAUUCACAAAGCGAAAAACUACACAGUCCUCUGGCUGAAAUGAUUUACUCUGUCCGUGCUUUCCAAUAAUCAUUUCUCCUUUUUGUUGCCGUUCGAAGCAGAAGAUCACCAUAAAUUUGUGCCUCGGUACCUGAAGUGAGUUUUGCAUCUCAGCAUCUUGUUAAAAUGUUUGAAUGGGGCAUGUUUGGUUUAGAAGAAACACAUCUGUUAGUUUGUUUGCAGUUCUGUCAGUGUUGGCAUCAUAGCUGAGUGAGAUUGUUUUAAGUCGACAUGUUUAACCACCUUGAGCUUAUCGGCAGUGUAUUUACUUUCUUAGCGCCUCUUAAAGUAGUAAUACAGCUACUAUAAUGUUUGAAGUUGAAGUGCUUCUCUGUGCAGUUAUCUAGUGUUGUUUAAAGUUGGUCAUAAGCAAAAGUUUGAUGGUGAUUCCAGUAAGACUUUUUAGUAACCAAAAGUUAAAAUUCAGAUUUCAGCCUCAUUGCUUCACAUUUGUUGCUUGUAUAGUCGUCAUUGUGGCUUUCUUGUUCCCUUUGAGAGAUAACCAUACAUGGAUGUUUUGAAUGUUUGUCUGGUUUUAGUCAUGAAUUCGAUCGUCCCUCUGCAGAAGCAUAUCCUCAUCGACCAGACUGAAGUAGUGGCAGGUGUGAUGCAUCUACAGUAAACCAAAGAAACUAACAGGAACACUCUGAAACCUGAAACUCUCUUUGAUCCACAGCAGACAAACACAGUAGUAUCACAGACGGAGGAAGAGUGGCGGUGAUUAUGAAUCAGUCCAUCGUCUGCACAGUUGUGAUUUUACACCUGCCUGGUAAAGGUUUUUCCAUAGAUGUAUUUUUUUUUGCUUGAAUUCAAGUUGUUCUCAAGCCAGCGCAAAAAAGCAAUGUGGAGACAGUGCCGUGACCUGUGUGACAAAUUAGGAUAAUAAUUUCCCACUGCAUCCAAAUAAUAAGCUAAUGUUUGCUCAUCAUGACGCACAGCUCUCUGUAAUAAGAGUAAAAUCACCGACCACUCCACUGAUGUUUUACAGUCAGAGGAGAGCCUGAAAGCCUCUUCAUGGUCAGGAGAGAAACACAGUGAGAAUAUGUAAAUACAUGCUGUUUAUCUGUGUGGAAAAUUCCUGACAGAGAAGUCUGUUACUCGUGAGCAUGGGCCCCAGCUUCGUUGGAGUAUUCAUAGUACUCUGCGGUAUCUUUAUGAGGGAGUAUUUUAGUUUUACUUACGUGUGACAUGCUUCCUGAUCUUCACUACAGCCCCCAGUUUGCUUUAUGUCUAUAAUUGCUUGAGUCAAUAAUAAAAUCACUAAACAAAUGUACAGCAGUUAAGAGUUGAGGAAACAGCAUCAGGGACUUCCUGUCAGUUUAAGUUUGAAUGACGCGCGUCGCUGCUCACCACAUCUUCUGGUGAAGUUUGUGAUCUAUUUGAGCUGCUUAUCGAAUGAGACAGGAAGAGCACAAAAACAACAGGUGUGAACACACACAUUGCUUUCACUUCCCUGUUUAUGUGGCAAUCUACAUUUUCUUAAUCCUGCUGCUUACUUACCGCUGGUUGUGUAAAAACCCUGUUGACCUCUUGUGUAAUGUAGCUGUUGUUAGUGCUCUAAACGAGAAGAGUGGUAAAGUCUAAGUUCUUUUUCUCAGACCGUACUGUGUGUACUAUGUGGAGGUCCAUUGCAUACUCUACUGAUGUGUCUUGUUUUACACCCACCAUUCACACUACACAAUCACUGUCACUCCCAGUGUAAUCUGUAGGCCAGCUGAUAGGGAUGUAGUGAAUACUUAGUGAGAUAGAGCCGCCGCUAAGCUGAUAGCCAGCCAAGGACAAUGUUCAUUUUUUCGCAAUAGACUCCUCACAUUAAUACCUUCUUUAAGGUCAUACUGUGUGCUUAAUGGUCAGGCUUGUACCCUAUGAACCCUCCAGGGCUCAUUUCUCACAGUAAGUGAAUUGGUCAUGUGGUCGCACAUGAUUGCUUAGUAAAGUUGUAAUGGUUUGUAAUGUAAUUUACAAGCUGCCAUGUUAUUUUUAUAUUCUGUUUGCUGAAUGAGCUGGCAGAAAAAAGGCUUUGCUUUUGAGCCGCAUUAACAAUAAGUCUUGAAUAUUAUCUCGAACUGCGUGGUCUUCAUUAUUUUUCCCAUGGCUGACAAUAACUUGCAGGUACAGAGGCCUGUGUAAAGUUGCUGUCACGUCUCUGACAGUCAAAGGAUACUGGUCUGUGUAUGCAGUGACAACACAAAAGGUGUUCACUUAACUGUCCGUACAUUUUCCCACAAGUGUCCUUUGAAACAUUGCAGUAAUUGAUGGUAAAGAAGCAUUUGAAAUGAUCCUUUUCUCUCUUUGGAUAUGACUGUUUGCAGUGACCUGGUCGGGUAAACAUCGCAAAGUUUGUUCAAGGUUUGUUAGUCAUACAUGUAUUAUUUUAUUAACCGAAACUCCACCAUGACAGGGUUUUUUAAAAAUACAUGAGUGUUUCUUUCCCCAGUGAAACAACAGGAGAGGUUGACGGUAUGAGUCUGUCUCUUAAGGUUGGAAAUUUCCAUUCAGUUGAGCCCUGCGAUCCUCUGCAUAUGAAAAUAUACAGAAAUAGCUGUUUACUUAAAUGAGGGCAUGUCAUCUAUGUAACAUAAGACGUUGUGAUUUUUAACCCAUGUCUGUCAAUAGUAUCCUGUUGGUUUUAUUUCUGCCAGUGUGAGUGUUGGUGGGGAUCAUCAUAAAUGUCACUUGUUGCGUCUUCAGGAGCAGAGCUACAGUUAACUGAUCUGUCUCCGUCAAAGUCUCACUCACAGUCACAACUCGGCGUGGUUUAAACUCAAAUGUCACACCACAGAGGCAUGUGCUGAUCAUGUCUUUUCUCCUGCGUAUGAGAAUAGAAGGUAGUAAAUGUGAUUUUUGGCUGUACGCUGAAAAAUUAAUGUGACAUCAUGACUAGCAUGAGUUAUUGAGGUUGGUACACUUGUUGCCUUUUUAUCAUGAAAUCUUUAAUUAUUUUGUAUUUGACCAACUUUGAUAGUGGGCAGGUUUACACAGGCAGAUCUCUCACAGCUCCCCAAAGGAAAUGUUUCUUUCCAGUAAUAAAUCAGUGUAAACUCCAGGUUUGUGUGUGUGGCUGUGAGCUUUAUGGGGUUUGAAGCAAUCCUAGAUAACCUCUUUUAAAAAUUAUAACAUCCUCUUGGGGGGUCGAGGGAUGCCUCUCCAGCUGGCUGUUUAUCCAGUCUAGUUUUUAAUUUAAUUUAUCUUGAGUGGACAUUCAAGCAUCAUGACAGUACUUCACAUGAAAUCCCAUCAUGCACCUGGGUGCUAGCCAACCGCUGAAUGGAACAUUGUGUUUUUCCUGCACCUCCAUCUCCAUAGACCCACUUCUUCUUCUUUUUUAACAAGCUCUCCCAUCUCAGCUCUUUAGAACAGAGCAGGUUAUGCUAAUAAACUGUUUAGCUGUUGAUAGAAGCAGCAGGGGGACAACCUACCCUCCCCAUCCCAGAUGAGCACUCCAGUGAGUGGCACAUUAUUGAUAAUGUACCUACUAUUGUCUGGGAAUAAGACAAAGACAGAGGCUUUGUUUAAGCUGGCCUAACCAUGUCUCCACCCCUCUGGUUGGAUACCUGUUGGAAAUGUACUAAAUGCUGGUUACCAGGGAAGGUGUGUGGUUGUUUUAGUUGUAAUAUUCAUCAGACUUGUAGAGGAGAUGAAAUCGAGGCGUUCUGAUACACAAAGCUUUCAACAAUAUCAGCGUCUUCUGGCAAAACUGUCAAUCCUAAAUGAUGUUUUAGAUAAACUAAUUAGUAAUGAAAUAUUCUUGGAGUUCAUGUCAGUGGACUUGACAUUAUUUCUUAUCUAUGUGUAUCCUUCCAGAUCAAACAGCCUUCUUUAGUCCUCUUGUAUUUUGUGUCAGUAUGGAUCACACGUGUCAUUUCACAUUUGUUUACAUCUUGUCCCGCCCCACCCCCACCCCCCUGAGCUCUCUCUGAAUCACAUGGAUCAUGUAAAAUGAAAGCGACAGUGCUUCAUCCAGUCACUAUACCCACACUCCCCUUUCUGUUCCACUGGCCACAGACACCUGAUUUCGCUCAGCUAAAAAUAGACUCCUUCAAACCCCAACCCCCCCUCCUCACUGCCCCCCUCACCUCUAUUGCUUUUCUUCCUCACACAGACUUUUAUAGGGUAAGUAUCAACAAGUAAUGCCCAUUCACAGCCUCACAUCUCCAGUCGCAGUGGAGUGUGUCUGUGUGGGAAUCGUCACGAUCCGUUAUGGUCUGAGACUGAUAAGGAAUUCCUGUUUUUCUCGGUGAGCUCUGACUGAGAUAAUAAAACUUGAGCAUGAUAAAUCUGGGUUUUCCACAGUGCUGUAAACGUGACCUCAGAGCCCAUCCAAAUGUUAGCCAGAGUCAUAGGACCACAAGCAUCUUUGAAAAAUGGCCUUUUAUGGUCAGUGUCAGAAACAGCUUCUGUCUUUGGUCACUUUUUGGGAAGCUUGCAUUAAUCGUGCUGCACAAGAGGGUUUGAGGUAUUUCACCACAGGGCAGCUGACAGCCUUCAGUCUACUCCAGCAGAGGUUUUUUCAUUACUGACGGCUGAUUUUCCUCAACGCAAGGUGCCCUCUGAAUAAAAACAGCCAUGCUCAUUGAACGUGUCUGUCUGAGCUUCUUUAAACUUAAUUCUGGUAGAAGUUUAGACAGAUGAAAAGCAAAAGUCGAGGUAUUAUUGUGUUAAGAUCAAUGCUGCUGCUCCUGUUAUGAACCAAAUCGCUGCUCAGUCAGUAAAAUUAAUCGAUUAGUUUCACAUUAUGACACAUGUAAAGGGUUUAACAGUUUUAUUCUGAGUCUCUCUGGGUGGAAGUUGAUUUUUCAGUCAUUUUGAAAACCAGACACUUUUUAUUUUUAACAUUUAACAUCGUUUCAUUUCUCCUUUUUCUACUAACUUCUCACAUUAGUCUAGUCUCGCUUUAGUCUAACAUCUUUUUAUUUUUCUGUUCUGCUGUCCCCAAUUUAAACUAAUAUUUCCAGACCUAUUUCCCCCCCAUGUCACUAGAGCAUAAGAAAUUAGGACGCAGAGAGUCAUUUCUUCCAGAGGAUUCAAUCAAUUGAACACCAGUUUUCUCAUGUGUUUCAGCACAUUCGUCACACUCACCACUUCACAGCUGAAACGGAAGCUAGCGUUGGUUAAAGUCAAACUGUAAAGAGAACAUGUGUCGCAACCGCUCGGGUCAUAUGGCCUUUUUUUAAAUCCUCUGUGUCAUGCAGGUAAUGGAAAGUUUAUCUUUUGAGCAAAUUACAGUGAAGCACUAAACAAACGUACUCUAAACCUGCAUGUGAGGUCUGUGAAACCCACAUAUAGUCGACUAUAUUUAGACAUGUGCCUUCCACCCACUGCUGUUUUUUAAUCCUUCAUUUUGCUGUACAGAGAAUUAUCACCUACAUACAGAAGAUGAACGCAGAAGCGUCUCUUUAGGUUGUGCUAAACUGAAUCAGUGAGCCUUGCUGUAGCCAGAAGAUAGAAAUCAGAGUGAGGUGAGGAACACAUGAAAAUGAAAGUGGAGACACAGAAGAAACAGGAGAAAGAAGUAUCAGCCCCGACAGCAUCUCGUCUCUUCUUUCCCUCGUCACUCUGACUUCAUCCAGCUAUCCAAUAAGAAAAAGAGCCCUCUGUGUCUCCAUGGUAACCCCCCCCCCUCCCCAUUUGUUUAAGCAAUGAUGAAGAGAGGAUAAAAAUGCAGGAAAGAGAAUAUGUUUUAGCCUUAGGAAAAGUUUGAUAGAGUAUAAUCCAUCACAUUUUUCAUCUUUGACCGUUUUUCAGAAAGUUGCCUCGACAGUUAUCGGAUAAGCGAUGAGGAAUUCUUUUAUAUUUUUAAUUUUGUAAAGCACAAAUAGAUUCAAUAAAGUAAUUAGUUUCUGUUUACAUUUACCUUCUAGUUUCAUAAACUUCGAAUUUCCCCCAAAGCCUCCAAACUGCUGCUGUUUUGUGAACCCAUCCUUUCAGCACUUCAGAGUGGCUUACUGUUUCACUUUUAAUGUCAAGUACCUUCUUCUCUGAACACCCUCCUCAGUCAUAACAAGCUGGUUGAUUGUCAGCCAAAUCCUGAUGUUGGAAUAAUUGUCACAAGUGAACCUGCAGCGUUCUGUGAUAGACUGAUGAUGAUGAUGUAGGUGUUAGCUGGCAGCAAUACCAAGCCUCAGCCUCAUCAUCAUCACUAUAGUAUUUCAUAUUGUUAACGCUGCUUUACACCAACGUGAGAGACUGCUAGUGGCAAUGAUACUUGAGAUCCAUUAGUUGUUACUCUUCCAUGCCUCUUUGUGCUCAGCAGUGGGCUCCACAUUAGCAUGAAGGCCUCGGUUUGAAUCAACAUCUUGUCGCUAUAACACUGAAAGGGGCUGAUGGAGAUGUUUGAAAGAGAUUGUCUGAAUCUACAAAAGUAUUUUCUGCCCCAGGUCGUGUACUCUACGUGAAUUGGCUAACGGGAUGGACAAAAUGUUGGAGUUGGGACACUCUCAUUUUCUAUAUCUGUGGAGGAGUUACAUAAGUCUGCUCUCUGCAUGCAGGCUGUGCGAGGACUCACGCAGAAUGACAGCGAGGGGAGAUCCUCAUUUAACCUUGGCUCGUAACAAAUUAAUCCAAAUGUAAUUUGCAUAUAAGGUCAUCUAAUUUUGGAUUUCAGAGCAAAGCACAGCUUUGAUUAGAGAUAGAGUUGGUAUGUAACAAGCCCGUUUUGGGAAACGCUGUGAUGAUGAACACCACUGAGGCGAAAGAAAACAAUGGCUCUUCUUAUUAAAGCGGCUUAAAGUUCCCCACAGUUGCCAGGCACCAGAUUUAUUUAUGAAGAAUUUUAAUUACAUGCUGUUGGGGUAUCUAAUCUAAACUUUACUUUUCCAUGUGUUCAAAGUUUCACUUGUGCUGUUCAGUGAUCUGCCUCGGAGUCAGUUCCUGUUUUCCAGGAGAUUUCGUGCAGCUAUUCUAAUAAAAACUCAACACCCGGCUAUAUUUUAGAUUUUUAUUAGACAGAACCAAAAGGAUUUGUUUCGGGAGUUGUGACAUUUUAACUGAGGCACCUCUGAGUCCGCUGCAACACACUUUGGCUUCCCUAAUCUCUAUGCUGACUUAAAAUCGAUUUGUUUGACUGUUUAUCUCUUUCCAUACACAAAUCAUUUAUUGGGGAAUGAGGAAAAGUUCGACUUUUCCUCAUUGCAUCACGGACUCAGCUGUGUCCCUGCUCUGUGGUGCUCUCCCUGUGUAAACAAAGAUCCAUUUAAGAAGCAGGUCUUACUUUCAGGGCUACUGUGGGAGGCAGAGAAGGAGGAGGAGCACCACGGCGGAGAUGCUAACAGUAUUUUUAGCUCUUCUCUUGUACUGAAAUGAUGAGUAAAGAACAAGGGCAGGUUUUACCUCCCACCUCCUUGGCCUGUGGAGGAACACGAGCAUGAGGGUCAGGAACAGUGAUGGUCUUUUUAUAAAAGUGCAGUACUGAUGCUCACAGUAUAUCCCACAAACCAUCAUUACUGUGAUUUUCCAUUGUUGUACCCAACAUCUAACAUGUCCACAGAAGCUGGUUACUCAUGUUUUUAUUUGUUGUUGUGGUUUUUGUUCUCCUGAGCUUUUAUCUGAUCCUAAAGGAUCACGUCGUUUUUUUAAUCUCCAUUUGUCUGUUUUGUUUGCUCAGCUUCAGCUCAAUUUUCAGUCUCAUAUCCAGACUAAAACAUUUUCCUACGUUUGUUCUUCAUCUCUUUGAGAUCAUCGUUUGUUGAAUCAAACAAACCUGACCGCCUUUUUGUUUGCUAACCUUUGGGUCGUCUUUGGAAGUCAAACACUGUAAAAGACAGUUGUUUUUUUUCUGACAGUCUCCACCUAAACAGGUCUGUAAACACUUUAUAGAUAUUCUACUUUCUGUCCCAAAGGAGGGUUUAAAGGCUUAGGGAUGAAAAAAAAAUGUAAUAGUAUUAUUAAAACCCCACACCUUUACAAAUGUUGUAUAGAUAAAAGCUGGAGCUCCUCAGGAUUUCAUUUAACACCAUAACAUGGACAGAUUAAUGGGGGGAGUAGAAGAAGCCAAUAUGGAGGGAAAAUUGCGUAUCCAGUUUUCUUAUCCCUCAAGGGUGCAGAUUUUAUAGGCUGUAAAUCAAUUUUGUUUUCAGUUAUCUGCACCUCUCUAAUUUAUUUUUUUAUCUUGCUUAUUAAUGAUGUUUCAUAUUUGCCUUUAUUAGUGACUCAGUGGGACAGAGGGGGAUGAUCUUGGUACACCCUGUUUUAAAUCAGCUCUCUUCGGUCAUUGCAUAUGGAUGGUAACUCCCUUGGCUCUGGCCGCAGAGUGCACACACACACAAACACACACACACCAGCACAAACAGCAUUGUCUUAAGCCUUUUGACAUUUUAACUGGAUUGGUUCGUAAGCCCAUCAACUCGAUCAAGGGUUCCAGUCUCAGGCCGGCGCUGUGUUUGCCGCAGUUGUCAUAGCUUGAGUUGUCUCCAAAGUGUCAACGCCAUGUGAAAGUGAACUGUGAAGGUAUUUUCAGCGGUCCUGGGGCUAACAUUUUCCACUUGUGAUUUAAAGGGGGCCUGGCCUUGAGUUGGUCAUGAGGGAACCCCCUGCCCCCCUCCCCUCCUUCUCUGACUCCACUGGGAUUCACCACCUUCUCUGUCGCUCCACCUCGUAGUGGCGCUCUCUAAAAACAGGGCUAAAUUUAAAGGGGCAACACCAUUGUGGCCUUUUGGGAAAAGGCCUCCUGUGAGUCAACACCUCCCUCUCACUUUUCUGCUUUGUGUCAACAGCAGGGCCCAGCUGCUGCUCUCUGUCCCGUGGUCAACCUGCCUGCUUGACGUGUACGUUUCAACCUUGAGCUAUAUGUCGCACCUUCAGACAGAGCGAGUAAAACCGCUUUCUAUUACUGUGAUACAGGACAGCCUUGGGAGGCGAGGAGAAUGGAUCUCAGAGUGUAGGGCAUGUUUGAGGUCUUUGUGUGGAAGUAAGAGGUGUGUCUGUUGAAUGGAGGAGCCUUUGCAUUGGGUUUCCCCAUUUAGACCAACCACUUACCCUGCUGUGUAAGGUGAGCAGACGCACACUGCUUUGAGUGUCUGUUUAAUUAUGCCGUCUCGAAGUGUCACGUCAGACCCAUUUAAAGGUUUUAAAUCUGUUCGAAGAGAAGCUUUUUCUGUCGUUGUCUUUUUUUUUCAAGUCUAUUUCAAAAGGUGAGUAAUCGUACUUAAAGACAUACUGGUUUUGUCCAGAAAUACCCCUAAUUGUCAAUCAUAUUUUCUGAUAAAGUCACAGAUUAGGUGCAGUGUCUCUCCAUUGAUGGUCACGUGUUUAACAGGCAGAGAAAGUGAUGCUGCGCAGAGGUGCAAAUCGCAGUUUUCACUCAAACUUCUUCCCUGUUAUCUUUGGCUGGAGUUUCGUUGAAGCACGAGUUGGAACAUCUGAGGCUGCUGUGCGAUAAGCGCUGUGCACUGGGGUGUGCUGCUAUUGCGUCACUGCCUAGAGGGGAGCAGAGACAGUAUUUUUAGAAGGGAAUGAGCAUAUUCUCUGAACAAACAACGUCAGGCACUCUGCUUGCGUAUGCUAGGAUUAUUGUGACCAGGCUAUUUUUAAGCGGUGUGUGAGAGUGCUUUUUUCUGGGUCAAGCAUGGUGCCAGUCCUCUCUCGUGGCUGCUGAUGGAUAGAACAUUACAGGGCCGGUUUUCCGCCCAGCAUCUGCAUCAGCCACAGUGGAAAGAGUCGGAGAGACAUGACUUAGAACAACCAGAGGCCACUCUAAGGACAGGUCUGUGCGAGGAAAUCACGUCAAAUAGACCUUGAGAUUGCUCUUGUGGGAAGUCUAAUUCAGAGGAUCAUGUUUAGCUGAGUUUUUAUCAUUUACCAUGAAGCUUCGAGGUCAUAAAUCUUAACCAAAGCCACAGUUAUUUAAUUAUGUUGAACUGUCAGUAUCUCAAACUGUCACCAGUAAUCGACACAGUAAAAUAUGUCACGCACACUUUUCUGUCUGAGCCGGUUUAGGUGUGUCUCUCGGAUAAGCCAGAAAUAGAGGGACAUAUCUUAGAAAAUCAGUAUGCCGUAACAAUAGAGCUGGACAAAAAAAAACAUUUAAAUGAAAUAACAGGAGCUGUAAAAUGUUUGACAUAAAUAUAUGAUAAUUUAAAGCACUCAGUUCAGCAGAGAAACAAUAAUAGUGUCCUGCAAAUGUAAAAUCAACAUGCCUGUGAGGUACAGACUCUGACAAUAUCAUACUAACUGGAGUUUAAUUUGCAUUUCUGACAAAAAAACAUUAUUCAUGCUGAUUAUGAAUCAUCAUCGUUUCAUCUUUUACUUUAAAGUCACUCAACAUAAAACCACUUUUAGUUUCUUCCCGUCGUCUUAUGAGUCAUUUUACAGGUAAAAAAGUGACUCUUUCUUCUUAUCUGUAAGGAUCUGCUGCUCUUUCCAGAGUUAUGUCGUUGUAAAAUAAGUGUGUUCUGGGUUUGGACUCUGUGAACUGAAUGAAUGAGCCUGGGUUCUGGGAUGCUGCCAGUGUCCUUUUUUAUUAGUUUCUUGGCAUUUCAGGCAUUUAAUGACAAAAUAUUAAGGACUGUGAGAGAAAAACAGAUUUACUCUCAAAGAUUAUAGCUCGCUGCGGAUUAGAAAAUACUAAAACCUUUUUAAAAGUUUGGCUAAUAAGUCUCAGGGCUCAGCAUCAACAGCAGGUCCAUGAUCCUGGGCUGGCAGAGGAGUUCUGCGACUGUACAGCGCCCCUGUGUUAUCCUUCCUGUUUUUUUUCCAUCCCUCUAUCUGUUGAUCUUGUCCUCCCUGUCUUCACAUACCCGGUGUCACUCCCUUUCAUGUAGGUUGCCAGUUUAUGGUAGCUAACUGGACUCUGACCUACACAGUGAUAAUAAUCAGACAGUAUGAUUCUGUGUCCCAGUAUAUCACAUUUAAUGUCUUCUGUAGGCCCAGAGGAAACUCCUGAACCCUGUGGAGUUUGUUUGUUGCUGCUGUGUGAGUUGAAACCAGCAUUCAGUUUGUUGCCACAAGCUUCCAGCAUGUUGUGGUCCUGUUUUUUUAUCCGCAUUGUCAACAAGGAUGAACACUGUGACCUUCCCCUCUAAACCCUGGCACUAACAUUGAGGCCUCUCAGGCUCCUGAGCCGCAGGCUUUUCUGUGGGCCUUUCCAAGCUAGCCUAGUUUCAUCUCAGCUCUCCCAUGGGUACAGUUAUUUUCAGCAAUAUGUGGUGUUCUGCUCCCGUUUUGUCUAUGCAUUGUUCCUCUGUGUCAAACAAGGCCAGUACAUUAAAAAUGUAUAGAAGACAAAGUCACCCUGUUUUAACUAGAACACCUUCCAGUCUAUUAGUGAGCACCUGCUCCAGGUGGAGGAGUUACCGUAUCAGCUCUUCAGUCAAAUGUGUCCUCCUGGUUGUGAGGGCAGCGCACAAGAAAGAGUGAAUAGGCAAUUCCUGAGCCUUGCCAAAGCUCGCCAUGUCUGCGGGAAAAGUGACGCAGUGGGAAGUUUUGUGUGAUUAUAGACCGGAGUGGCAGCGUGCCAGGAAGUGAUCGUGUCGCCGCCACAGGUCAGAAAAGAGCGAAUUUGAUCUCAUGCUAGACUGUUAAAUCCUGUUAAGGACAAUGUUGUUGUCUUCUUCAAUAUUUAACAGCAUUUACAGUGAAGUUCUUCUUUUCUUAACGGACUUCUCUUCAGUUCAUUUGUCACUUCGCCUCAGCUGACAGUCUCCACAGUCGUGAUCUUGUGUCGUAUUUUGAAGAGCUGUUCUCCUCUCAUCGGUCAGAGGCAGAUUUCUGCAACUCAUGCCACCCACAUGCUGGUUAUGUAUAGCCCACACCUACCCCUAUCUGCCCAGUGGUUUGAAAACAAUGCUUUGUGCAACUCAGAGGCUGCUAUUUGUGAAACCUGGAUCAUGCACAGGGGUCUUACCAUGUUACGCAAUGCUCCCCACUCAGCCGUAAUCCCUCUUAUGCUGAGUGAGCCCCCCAUGUGACGCUGUCCAAGGGUUGGGAGAAACAGGGUGGCUGUUGGGACUGUCGGCAAGGCACGGGUGCUUUUUGUCGAAUCCAGCUGGUGAGGCCGCCCCACACACACACCGCACACACACCUCACACACACACUCACAAACAAACACACUUGCACACUAAGCUUUGGCCUGUGUAUAAGAAGAGACGUUUAUCCUGGAAAGUGCCUUACUUGAAUCUGAGAUGCUGGGUGGAGGUUCACCGCUGAUGCUGGUCCUGACUACAUUGAGCUUAUUUCCUGAAUGAACUUCGUUUGAGCCGCAGGAAUGGAUCUUUGGAUUCGUUUGAAGGAAACUUGAAGGUUCUAUUUUCGUCGCACGACAAACUUUUUUGAUUUCUUGCUGGUCGAAGCUGGUUUCUACUUUUGAACUGUGGAUGUUGGUGGACUCCAUCAGACAUGUUCUCAUUGGAUUCUUGUUGGUAAUAUUUUCGAUAAUAUUCAUUCAUGUUUUUAUUUGUUUCUCCCCUUACAGGAACCAUCAAUGUGGACUGCAGCUGCUGAUUUGUGAAGCCACAUAUCGGAGCUCCCCCCGAGUCUCUCCUGUCCCCUCUCCCCUUCCCUUCCCUCCGUCCCCCCCUCCUCCUUCCUUCCCUUGUCAAUUUUCUCCCCAAAUCCCCCCUUUUACCCUUCCCCAAAGAUUCACCAUGCUCAUCAAGGAGUACCGCAUCCCCAUGCCCAUGAGUGUGGAGGAGUACCGGAUUGCCCAGCUCUAUAUGAUCCAGGUGAGGUCACAACGCCACGCUCUACCCCCAGAUCUUCAUCCAAACACACGCCAAAAAAAAUGGACACAUGACGCAGAGGCCAGAGAACGAAAAAGGUGCAGUGAGAGGAGAGAGAGACGUAAAUACAGGGGGGUGUUUUCAAGAGGGUUAUCAGACUGUGUGCAAUUAUGAAAUGAUUGGUCACACGGUGUCUGACGCUGGUGGAGCAACGGAACAAAGAGCGCCUGUGUGCCGUUAGAUUAUCCAAUUUAAACUCUCUGAAGCUCGCUGUUUCCACCCCGUCAUUGGCUGCAUGUUUUUUAUUCAAGCAGGAGGAGCAGGGGCACCCCGCUUUUUCUGCCAACUCCGAACACACACCUACUGCUGCGACGGAGAUAGACACACCGCUUCGCCCGUGUCGGACAGUUUUAUUUGUCAAACCGGGCCCUGACUGAGCGGGAGCCUGGGGGUCUUUGAAAGAGCUUUAGGGUUUACAGCUCUGAGCAGGAACGGCUGACUUUUUCAGCUUAAGUUAUCCUCUGUAGCAACAUAUUUUCUCUUCAUAUGUGUACUUGAAGGAGGAUUUAUUUAAUCCAGUGGUACUGCCAGGUGCACCGUGAGAAGCAGCGCAGAGAGGAGUCUGGGGUAGCAGUCCCAGUGACUCAGACUGUGGUAAAUAUUUUGCAUUAUUUAGGUACAUCUGUUGGGACAUGGUUUACACACUUAAGCAUUUAGAUGCAUUUUUGUGUUUGAGAUCUUUUCCUCCAGUGCACACGCUGAUCUUGGCACGGUUUCAGCAGCUGUGUGAGGAUUUCAGCCGCAUGGUUACAUAAUGUGUGUAUCACAAGAGGUUUUACAUUAAGUGAAGAGCAGGUUGAAUAAACAGGCCUGUUGAGACCCAGGUUGAGGCUUUUUAUUAGGUUUAGUGAUUUGAUUUUGUGUUUUGGUGGAAGUGCAACUUAAUGACAGCUUUAAUCAUUAACUAUUGAAUAUUAUGAGGGCAGAGAAGUCAUCAGAUAAAUCCACGAAAUAUGAUGAACUCACAGAAAACUUCCCUUACAGCCAAGACAGUCAAGUAAACAAGACUUCAUGGUAACACCUUACUUGACGCCUAUCUCUAUAACGCAUUAUAAAUAUAUGUAUGAUGCAUUAUAAUCAUGUUAUAGCACUGUAUAACUAUAGUUAUAGACACUCAUAAAUGAUCAUAAUGCUUUUUAGCAAUAAUCAUAACACAUUAUAAAACAUUUUAUCAUGACUUACUAGGUCAGGUAUUAUAAUGUGUUAUUCUUAUUGUUAUAAAGCCUUAUGAUAAUUAAUGAGUGUUUUUAAUGAUAGUUAUACAAGUUUAUAAGCAAAUUAUAACACAAAGUAUCAUGUAUUAUCUAUGCGGGCAUUAUCAGUCAGUUGUUAACAGUUUUAACACAUUAUAAUACCUGACCUUGUAAGUUAUACAGUGCUAUAACGUGAUUAUAACCCAUUACACAUAUAUUUAUAAUGCGUUAUAGAGAUAGGCGUCAAGUAAAGUGUUACAGACUUCAUACUAAGUUUACUUACAAAAAUGUUUAUGUGCAAAUCUGACCUUUUAAAGAUGUUUGACUAAAUAAACAUACACGUGAGCUGCAGUGUUUAACUGAAGCCCUCAGGAGACAGCUUCAUGUGAGAAGUUGAACCUUUAGACCCUGCACGCAUGCCUCUAAGCGGUGGAUCUUCACAUGAGGAGGCCUCCUAAACACCUGUUAAACUCUCACCGAAAUUGAAAAGUGAUUUCUGAUCAAACUGACCAAAACGGAUAUCAACUUUCCAGUGAACCAACACUUAACAGCAAGCUUUGGUUUUGUUCAGAGAGCCUCUCCUGAUUUGCAUACACUAUUAACUGUAAUAUAAGACAGUGUUUUUUUAAGUAUCUGAAUAGUCAGCUCCGUCUUAUUUGUUUAAACAUUAUGUAAUUGCCGAGGCAGUUCUUUAUCAAACCUGCAUCAGUGACGAUAAGAAGAACAUGUAGUCCAUAUUUUGCUCUCUAAAACAGUAUCAGACGCUCAUCUAACAACCUCGUCGGUUAAUUCUGUUGUUUUUCUUCUCCUCCCCCCUGAAAGAAGCAAACAGACGGGUAAUCCAGUUGAACAGCGGCUGAUUGGGAACAUGACUCAGCGACAUGCCCCAAAGCAAGCAGACAUUUCAGGACAGCACAAACCAGUCGCUGCACCACACUUCUGUGCACUCGCAGGUUCUCUCUGGCACCUUUUUGAAGAGCGUGUCACAGAGCAUACUUGAUCGACUCCGGUAUUUGUUCUGAGCUCCUCCUCAGUUCUCUGCGUGCUCUCUGUCACACAGGUCACGGUGCAGACAUCGAACUUGAACAUGCAAGUUUUACACAAAGGAACAAAAAAAAAACGUACAUGCAUCUUCAAAGCGUAUAAACAAAUCAUAGGAAUCCUCACAUGAGUGACCAAUAGUUACCUCUCUCCCUGACCUCACCCUCUCUGCACAGCCUCGUUGCUGUGAGGCUUCUGUCACUAUGGCAACCGUGACAUCAGCAGCGUGCCGGUGGUCAGGUUUUGUUCGAGAGAGGGAGUGAAUGAAAAGAGGAAAUGGAGGGUAAAAAGAGAGGCUGCCUGCAAGAGAAGGGAGGGAAAGAAACGAGAAAGACGGACAGAAAAAGCUGGAGAGAGAGAGAAAGAGAGAGAGAGAGACACCUGUACUCUCAGUAGAGAGGAUUUUGUCGGUGUCUGUGGAUACUCUUUCUUUAUUGCUGUAUGUUACCAGGGCAACUGCAGCAUGUAGGCCUGCCUGCUUGCCAUCCGUGCCUCUUGUUAAUCUCAUAGAUGAAGUUGGGGCCUUUGGACAGUGUAGCUCUAGCUGCACCCCAGCAGACAACGCCACACCCCACCUCUCUGCUCUUUUUAUUUAAUCUUGUUUUUAUCAUCCCUGUAAACAUAAGGACUUAAUGUACAAAGCAAAUGGGGAGAGAACGCGCUAGAAACUGAGUUAUGAGAGGAUCUCGCUGUGUCUCAUUCAUUCACACACAUCCUUCAUGCUCUGACUAAGCAACUGUGUCUGCGGAGGGAAGUGAAAAGCGGCAUCUCAAACCGGAAACACGCCUCACUAACUUGAUAGCAGGAGAAAAAAGGCAGGAUGUGACUCUCAUCCUGUAAGCGAGGUCAGACCUAAACACAUCGAGAGAGCUUUGAUCCUGUCUGCUUUAAUUUAGGAAAGGUUUGAUGGCUGUUGUUGAUAGAAAUGAGAGAGUGAUGAUGUGAAGUUCAGGAGUAGGUCUCGCCACACUUUGUCUUCUUCUUCUCAGCUGAAGAGGAUUUUUAAUGAGACUCGCUAUCUCGACAGAUUUUACUUUGACGCUAUUGCCGUUUCCUGACAGGUGGUUUUCAUCAGCGCAGCAGCGAACAAUGCUCAGUUUUCUCCGAAAUUCAAACAUUAGAUCAUCUGUUCGUUCAUUCUUUGUACGCGAUCCAUCUUCACUUUGCUUAUUUCCUAAAGCGAGCAGCUGAGCCCCUGGCCUGUGUUUUGUUUCUUCCUCCCGGUGAGCUGGAGAGAAUCACACAUCCCUCCAGGGGGGGAAGAAGAAGUGAAACUGCUCUUGGCAGGCUGUGGUCACCUGUCAGACACCUCAUUAAAGACAAUCCAUAGCCUGCAUGUGAAGUGUUCAGCUGUCUACUACGAAAAAACUAUUUUAUUUAUAAAAAUCUAACCAUAAUUAGUGUGAAAUAGAGCAUUGAUAAGCCAUCUGAUAUUAGUCAAAGUUUAAAGACACGCUUUAUUUUUGUCCUUAAUAAUCCAAAGCUGUGUGGACUCUAUGUUUACAACUGCGUAUUUCUACAACUGCAGACAUUUUUACAGCUUGUGUGCAGAUAUGACACUUUUAAAACUUGACAUAUCCAUCAGCUUCACUUAAACAGCGGGUUCCUGCGUCGUGCACCGACUGCAUGUACAGUCAGUGGCGUCUGUGCAGUGUCACGGAUCUGUGUCUGGGCUGUUGAAAGCAGGGCGGAUGGCUAUUGAAUGACCUGUCAGAGGUAAUGAGGUCUGGAACUCCGGGCGCCUCAUGCCUGCCUCCUCCUAGCUUCACUGAUUCACUUUUUUUUUUUUAGCCUGUGACGCAUCUCCUCACCGGACUAACAGGAGAAAUCUGUUUUUCUUUACCGUCUGCUUCUAUAUUCUUACAGUGGCGUGUAAAGACGGGAUGUUGGCUGAUAAAAGCAAUAGAAAAGUCGAUUCAUCAAUUACCUUUGACAUUUAUAGUCUUUGGUCUUUGUACCCUAUGAUUUUGAAACCGUCAGCACUUGGACUGUGCCCCUACUCAGUCUCUAUCCUCCUUCCUCUUGCCAUGUCGCUCAUUCUGGUGUUUGGCGGUUUGAGUCACCUCACUGCUGGUCUCAGCUAAAUCUAAAAGCUCCACCCAGCCACUCUUCCUGUGUGUUCGCACCUGGAAUGUAAAUAUAGGAAAGGUGUGGCUCUGUGAGCUGGUUUUGAGCUUCCUGAUUUGCAAUUCAGAACUGACCAAGCUUUCAUUCACCUAUUGGGUUCAAUCUAUUGGGUGGUUUUCACUCUUUAGAUUCUCUUUCAACUUAAAUUUAAUUUGCAUUUUUUAACCGUAACAGAAACAAGACAUACGGUCGAAAAUUGUCCAUGUAGCCUCCAUCAAAGUUGUCCAUUUUUUGUUCCAUUUGUUCCAUUUUUCCCACUUUCGAUUGUUUGUUUCUUACUGGAGUCGUAGAGCGAGUGUUAGUUUCUCCAUUUCAUAUAGUCCUUCCAUCGUGUCCAGCCAAUUUUUCUGAUUAGCUGGAUUCCUUGUGUUGGCCUUCUCUGAUGCUGCAAGAAGUAUUUCAGUCAAGUAUCUGUCUUUAGUUUGUAUGUUUCCAUUACCUCGAAGGUCAUGGGGAACUCAUAUCCUAAUAUUUUUCUUAUUCCUUUGCUUAUUCCUCUCACUUAUUAACUCUUUAGAUUCUCAACUGCAAACAGCGUCGUGUGAGUUUGUUUGUAUAUAAGAGUUCUUGCAUUCUCGCAUCUCACUCAGACAAUAUCAUUUCAUGGUUCCUCUUGCAGAAGAAGAGCCGAGAAGAGAGCUGUGGGGAAGGCAGCGGUGUGGAGAUUUUAGAGAAUAAGCCCUACACAGAUGGACCGGGUGGGACGGGCCAGUACACCCACAAGGUCUACCACAUUGGCAUGCACAUUCCCAGCUGGUUCCGCUCCAUCUUGCCCAAAGCAGCGCUCAGGGUUGAAGAAGAGUCGUGGAACGCCUACCCUUACACCCGCACCAGGUGAGAUUUUUGCUCCUACUGAAAGGCCACCUCCACACCUCUUCAGAGCAGGAGUAAGAGAGCGUCAAACCCUGCCAAGGCUGCGCAGAAUGUUUUUUCAUCUGUUCUUGGAAAUGUUCUGUGGUAAAAAGUAGAGCAGACACAAAAAGUCAAACCUUCCUUUUUAUCGUACAGAUAACAAUUAAAACCCAGCUGAUAUUCAGUGUGAUACUCCUAGAGUGCCAUGAGAUGAGCGCUCUGAUGCCCAGUUUGAAGUCCUGAUCAAGCUGAUGUCCUUUUAUAGACGCCAAAAGAAAAUAAAGAUCUUAGAACAAGCUGUCACAAUCUAACUGGGCAGAGCUUCAGAUCAGCAGGAGACGAGCAGAACUCCCAGGCUGCCGAACGCUGACGGCCCCUCACUCUCAGGGUGUCUGUGUUUGUCUGCGCGGCGCCUGACAAACACAAGAUGUGAAGGUGCUGAAAAGAGAUGUGCCCUUGACUAUGCUGUCAGGAUAUUGAUAGACUGCAAGUGCCUGUUGACACAUCUGUUCAGCCAGCGACAGCUUUUGCUUCAAAGAAAAACAGAUGGGCACGGCUCACACCUUUUCUCUACUCCGCAGUGAAAGGGUGAUGUCACUCUUUAUAAAAUAGUUCUGCUCUCGAGCGAGUCAGUUUUUAACUAAGUCUCACAACGAUGGCAGAUGUCAACCACACUGCACGCUUCUUCUGCUUCAAUAUUUUUGCCUCUUCUUCUCCCUCAGAUACACCUGUCCCUUUGUGGAGAAGUUCUCCAUCGACAUCGAGACCUACUACAAACCCGACACAGGCAACCAGGUGGAUGUCUUCAACUUGUCUGCAGCAGAAAAGAGGCAGAGGACCAUCGGUGAGACACAGGUUUAGAUGUUGAAAUAACCGCUGUGGGUUGCAUGAGUUAUUUAAGGUGACAGAGCAGCAUCUGUAAGUUCAGACUGGAGGUGUCUUAAUAUCAGUUGUGGUAAUAUUUGUGGUAACACUGCGUGUGUUUUAACAGUCUGACGCUGCAAAGCUGCCUGUGAAUGGUUUGAGGGCAUGAGACAACAUGGUUGCAAAACAGAGUAUUAUGAGGUCAAUAACUGAUUGUCUGAUUGUCAGACUGGGAGUCAGUUAUUUAAAAAAUGUCGAGCCGUUGAUCACAAGUUCAUACACGCUCUGCUACCUCACCCACAAUACAUCAUGACAUAGAAUAGAAAACACAAAGUAUGCGCAACACAUUCCUUAAAAAAACCUCUCCUGCAGUCUUCAUGGUGUUUUUCUGAAUAUCCUCCGUCUCUGGUAGACCCUAUCGACAUCGUGACAGAUCCCAUUCCCCCUCAUGAAUACAAAGUUGAAGAGGACACUCGGCUCUACAAGUCGGUGAAGACCCAGAGGGGUCCUCUGCAGGACGAUUGGAUAGAGGACUACAACAAUAACCCAGGGAAGACCCCCAUCAUGUGUGCCUACAAGCUCUGCAAGGUGGAGUUUCGGUACUGGGGCAUGCAGUCCAAGAUUGAGCGCUUCAUCCAUGAUGUGGGUGAGUGUGCAGCCACAGGUGUAAUAAGAGGGCGUGUCAUCCAUUACAUAUUAACAAAUAUUAACACAUAUUAACGUCGGAUCAUUGUGAUGUUAAGAGUCACGUAUCUAACAAUUCGAGUCGUCCUCCCUUAGGUCUGAGGAAGGUGAUGGUGCGUGCCCACCGGCAGGCCUGGUGCUGGCAGGACGAGUGGUACGGUCUGACUAUGGAGGACAUUCGGCAGCUGGAACUAGAGACCCAGCUGGCCCUGGCCACAAAGAUGGCCCAGUUCUGUCAGGCAGAGGAGGCCACCGAGGCCAACGGAGAAGCUCCGUCUCCAGACAAGGAACAAGAGGUGAAAGAGGCCAUCAGCUCCAUCGAGUCAGAGGAAGUGGUCGUCAGUACAGCAGGAGACACUCUGCAGCCACGGGGCGUCUUGACCAAGCAGUGGUCCACUUCAUCCCGAUCGUCCCGAUCUUCCAAGAGAGGAGGUUAGGACUGCGCCAUCUGCACUCCUUCAGUUUUGUCACUUUACCAUUAGACAGCGUGUGCGACUGACUCAUUCAGAGGCACCGACGUUUUUCCCCCGCUCAGUUUCUUUCUGCAGCUUUUUGGUGAUAGGUUUCCUCAGAGCCAUACUCCUUCCGUCACACAUAAUCACAUCUAUAUUUACACUUCAUCAUGUCCUAUUUGUUCAGUCAGCCAUCUGACUUCCUCCAUCUUAAAGGUUAAGGUUGACUAACAACAGUAAAACUGCUCUGAAGGUCUCUACAGAAAGAGCUGGAGGUCCUGUUGAGUUUAUCUGAGUGAUAACAGACGAGAAGAUGUAGUAUCCAGAAAGAAAGAAAAGUCAAUAAUCAUCAGUCUGAGAAUUCUGUCAUCACUUCCAAACUGAAAGACACAUAGUACAUGUCAAGACAGCAGUGACAACAUAAUAAUCUCUCACAUUGUUGAACAAACUCUUAACUUCAUCUUGAUGGAAGUGUUUCACAUCACAACAGAAAACUUUCUACAGAGAGUUUGACUGUGAUUUGUUCAGUGUGCGUUUAGAGCUCGCCGUGUUGGACAUGUGUUAGUGAAUUUAUACACCUCCUGAGCAGACUUUAUGCAGAUCUGCUGAGUUUCCACUCAGAUCUACAUACGCAAUACCACCCAACUCACCCCGACUCACCUCUACAACUCUCUCGAUCUUACCUGAGUUAUUUUUAGCUGCAGCAUCACAAACCACAUGUCCAAACACACCCAUCUCCAGUAUCAGCCCUACUUCAAGGCAGUGCUCACUGUAGCCGCCACCUGGACCCUGAGUCCCAUCCAGCAUGCCUCGUUUUACCCUUGCGACUACCCCUUGUGGUUUUUCUGGCGCUAUUUUUAGCAGCAGCGCUGACAUCACAGAUUAGAGGAGGCUGACGCUUUUCACAAUGACCCUCCCCUCCACCAACACGGUUUCCGUACGAGCACUGCCAGUUACAGCUGUACCCCCCUCCCCUCCAGGCCUCCUUUUAGAGUGACCUCAACCCCCUUAGACUAAUUAUAUAUUUAAGUCGGAGACCGAAGACACAUGCUCAACAAGUCCUGCUUUUAGUGUUUCCAUUUUCUCAGCUGGCAUUUGGACGCCAGUGCGCUCACUGCUUAUCUGUCGGGCCUCACUUUUCACACAACCCUCUGAUGGACCACCAAGCAGUCCAUCUGUGAUGAAGCAAUGUACCACAGAGACCGUUGCAUGUUUAUAUAACACCGUGUGUGUGUGUGUGGGCCGGGGGAGAUUGUGCAAUAUUUCUUUUUCAUAGAGUGUGUGUGUGUGUGUGUGUGUGUGUGUGUGUGUGUGUAAAAGAGAGAAAGAGAGAGGUUGAAACACAUGUCCCAAAAUAACAGUGUAUCUCUUGUUCUUGUGCGGUCUUCCAGUGAGUCCAUCACGUCACAGUAUCUCCGAGUGGAGGAUGCAGAGCAUAGCGCGAGACUCAGACGACAGCUCGGAUGAGGAGUUCUUCGACGCUCAUGGUAACCACAGUUUUGAUUUUGAUGGUUUCAUCAAUAAAAGUCUGUAUUGUGUUCAGUUUUUCCCAGAAACCUGCUCGCUCCCUUUCCUCCUCCUGACUCUGCAUGCAUCUCUUCAACCACAGAUCAGUUCUUAAGCUUCCCAGAUACCCAGCAUGCUUUGGGGCUGCAGUUGAAAUAGGUUGGUGUGGUGCGACACUCAUGCUGUCUGCUGGAUGGGUUUGGACGAGGACACGGUCCAAGUGUCUCUUUUCCGGUUCAGAAUCACAGUCACCUCCUACCAACAGUCCCUGUCACCAACACACUCCCUGUCCCACAUCAUCAUCAUCGACACACACACACACACACACACACACACACACACACACACACACACACACACACACACACACACACACACACACACACACACACACACACUCACCUCCGCAGAGUCCCACACGAUUCUUUCUAAACCUGGGUCAUAACAUUUUAUUUUGCUGUGAUACUGAAACAAUAAAGUAAAAUGUUGUUGUUGUUGUUUUGCUGAUACUGGAGUAUCACAGCUGAUUAUCUUCUCAUUAGUUUGUUCAAAGGUGAAUAAAUCUCUGCUCUGGCUGUCCUGAGUGACUGUGAAACAAUCAUUAGAUGCAGCUGUGUGUCAGUAUUUUAUCGUGUUUCGCUGUUUUCAUGUUUCUUUCAUGUUUGUAUGAAAUAAAUGCACACUGGGGAUCUGAUGUAUAAACACACCAUAUUCAGUCAAAUGAAUGAAUGAGGCUCACUGACAAAACCUUGUGUCUCAGUGACUGUUAGUACAAUAAUUAGGGCUGGACGAUAAACCAAAAAUUUACCAAUGACGAAAUUUACGACAACAACCAACGUCAUUUUACCCAUAUUGGUAUACUUGGUGUCAAAAAAAUAAAUAAAAGUUGUUUUUGGAUGUGUGUAGGUAGGCUAUGGUUUCAUGUCCUUUUAAGACGCUGUCCUACGUCAGAGACGAGACUCCACCCCAUCCAGUCUGUAAUAAAGAGGGAAAGACAGGUGAGGAGAUGGAGGACGGUUCAAAAGUUGUAGCGGCUGAAGUAGACGAAGUUAAUGUGGGAGGGGGUGAGCAGCUUGUGAAGUAGUUAUCAUCCAUUUAUCGUUAUCCAGGUGAACUGAUCAAUAUAUUGUGAUAUUGAUUUGAGGCCAUAUCGUCCAGCCCUAACAAGAAUGAUAGUUGUGCUGCCACAGUGUCGGGCCCAGUACAGCAAUGAUUCAACACAGCCAAAUGAAACGAUCAGUUAUUUAAGAAGGGUGAAUAAAUAAUUUGAGGCGCAGUGUGUAAACGUAAGCGGGUCUUUGUCCUCUGGAUGAUUACAUUUGGAAACACAAUGACUUGAUUCAGGGUGUUUUUGACUCCCCAGAUUUCCAUCAUAUCAUGGACUUUAAAUUUUUUCCUCUAUAGCAAAUAUAAGAGUAAGAGCGCACCGACAAAACUCAGUCAGUGUGUUUUGUUCACUUAGGCUUAUAACUUGGUGUAUUUAAUCGACGACUGAUAUUGCACAGUGAUUUUUAUAAGACUAGUGCUGCAGCAAUAAUCCUGCUGAAGAAAAGAAAUGGAGGAUUGAUAAAAGAAUCCUGUGCAGAUCAUAUAAACUUACAAAAACUAAGAUCAGAUGCUUUUACCCAGUGUUUGUGUUCCCAUCUUGCUGACCUUCACUCCGUUUUCACUUGCAAAACAAGUCACCAAAUAAAAUGAUUUUUAUCGCUUCACACUAGUCGUAUCGUUAGUUUUUACUUCCUGUAGAGCUUCACUUACAUCUAACUGAAUUUCCAUGAAAGAUAAGGUGAACAGCGGUUGCCUGUACAUUCCUUGUACAAAUCUGAACAUGUCUUUAAAACCCACUAUGUCUGGAUUCACAGCAAAAGGUGGAUAACAUGUUCUCAAACAGAAUUAGACGAUUGUAAAAGAAAAAUAUUCACAUUUGAAAUUUUUAUCCAUCAAUAAAAGGUAUGAGUCAGAAAUAAACACAAAAGUUUUGCUAUUUGUACCCGAAGUUUCACCAUCAGAAGCAUUUGGAGACCAGAGCUGUCUGUGAUACUUGACAUCAAACUGCUGUUGUAAUACCAGAUUCUUAAACCCUAACUGACCCGUACACUGAACUUGACUGGACCUUUGUUUUUGACCCUGCAGAGGAUUUCUCGGAUACUGAGGAGGUCCUCCCGAAGGAAAUCACCAAGUGGAACUCCAACGACCUCAUGGACAAGAUCGAAGCUGCAGACACAGAGGAAAAUGCCGGUAAACAAACACCAUAAUCACUAAAAUGGACAUUUUUGCUGCUUCACUUCUUGAUGUAAAGAUUGUGUGUUUGUGUUUUUGUGUGUUUGCAGGUGAGCUGUUCAAGGAAAUGACAGUGGACUAUGAAAGAGCUGCCAGUGAGGACAGACUAGAUGAGGUAUGUGUGUCUGACAGUGUUUGUUAGUUAAAAAACAACAACAACACUGUCCUGACUGAACUUCUGUUAUGCAGAAAUGUGUGAAAUGAUUAUUUCUGCAGUAGAGUCUACAGGAAAAGCCUCUCAGGACUCUUCUAGACUUUUUUUUUGUUGUUGUUUUUUUUUACCAAACUGUGACAGAAAGGCUGUUCGUCCCUGAGCCUCUCUGUCCUCUUGUGUUCAGAUGCGUGGCUCUGUUAGCGGCCAAGCUGAUAGCUCUCCCAUUCCCACCAUCAUGGUAACCAGGCACCAGUCAGUAAGUCAACAUUUUCUCGCCCCAGUGCAUUGUGGGCCUCAGAGUGACUCCACAGAGAUCCCAGAGCCCUCUGAACAAACCCCGUACUUACUCGCCCCUGCCCCUGUUUUUCCUCAUCGUUGCCCGAACCCAAAACAUGUGUCGUCCUCAACCUCACCACCCUCUGUUCAACUCCGUGUUCCUGCGGCUGUGGUGUUGUGUUCAUGCAAACCUACAGUUUAUGGUGUUACAUAUGUUGUCUGCAGAGAGCAUCGUCGUCCAGGUGGAGUGUAGGUUUGCUCUGUCCUGUCACCCUCCGUGGUUCUCCACCGUACUCUGGUUGUUCAAAUGUUUUGUUGUGUGGUCCAGAUUUGGAGAGAUGGACACAAACGUCUGACUGACAGAUUAAAACAAAACACAACUAAUGUCAGUGCACGAUGGCGAAGGAAUAAUUAGAGCAUGCUGUCUCUGUUCAUGAUGAUUCAAUAAAGAUUUUAAUUUAUAGAACGGUCUGCAGGAGCUGUUCCUCGUCUGUAAUCCUGCUCCUACUGUCUGUUCUCAGGAAAGCUCGUCUCAGCAGGGUUCGCAGCCCUCAAAGAUCCACGUUCUGAUUUUGGUUCUGCACGGAGGGAAUAUCCUGGAUACAGGCGGAGGGGACCAGAACAGCAAGCAGGCCGACGUCAACACCAUCAGCACGGUUUUUGACACAGUCAUGCGUGUUCACUACCCUGCUGCACUGGGACGCAUCGCCAUCCGCUUGGUGCCGUGCCCUGCCAUCUGUGCCGAGGCCUUCUCCCUGGUGUCCAAGUAAGAGGACACACACAUGCACACACACAUUUCUGCACACUACAAACACUGAGUGUAAUGAGUGAAGGUUUCUGUUGUUGACAGUGAGCGCUGUUGAUUUACAAAGUCUGAUAUUUAAUAUGAAGCAACUCCUGCAGGUUUAGAGCACAAUGAAGGGGAGUGUGCGUGUGUGUGUUUCGAAUUAACAGAAAUCAUAAAUUACAUAUGCGAGUUCCUGGUUGUGCUUUCCUGACAUUUCUUUGGAAGAGACUGAAUGGAUUCACAGUAGAGAUGUUAGAUGAAGAUACCGCAUUGCUUUGAAUUAUGUUUUCAUACUCAUUUUCAUAAUUUCCAUACCACUCCCUUUGACAUCGACUGGACUGCAGCUGAAAUAUUGUCUCACACUCUCACACACAUCAGGGAUUGGAGCAUUAAUUCAGUUUCAUAAAACAUAAAAAAGGUAAGAAAAAGAAAUGUAAUAAAAAAGGAGGAGUAGAAAGCAGAAAGCAGGAUAAUAAAUAUAAAAACAAAAUCAAUAAAAGGCAUAAUAGGUUAAAUAAGUAUAACAAAGGCUAAAAAGACAGUAAGUCCAAAUAAGAUAGAGGUAAAAGAGAUAAAAGAAAAAAAAGGAAGGGGAAAGUGUUAAUCUGUCAAUUCACUCUCAAUCAGUUUGAUAACCAGCUUUGUAGGACCGUAUAAUGCAGGUUCAGUAAAGCCAGAUAACCUAAAGAUACCCCGGGCAUGUUGAACUUGUCUCAUAAUAUGAGCCACAGAUGUUGCUAAUGACUGACUUCCCUCUCUCUUUUGAGAUAUCUCUGUCACUAAAUUUUCUCUAUUUCAUUUUUAAUCUUUGCUCAGCCUGAGCCCAUACAGCUACGAUGAGGGCUGUUUAUCCAGUAGCCAGGACCACAUCCCCUUGGCAGCCCUCCCCCUCCUCGCCACAUCUGCGCCACAGUACCAGGAAGCCAUAGCAACUGUCAUCGUCAGGGCCAACCAGGUGUACACAGACUUUAUAAAGUCUCUGGAUGGUGCCGCUUUCUCUGGCCAGGUGAGUUUCCUGCCAACCCGCUCCAAUUAUGAUACAGCGACAGUUUUUUAGUGUUUCCUGUGAUGUACAACAACACAACAAGCUGUGUGUUUUCAAUAUUAUUCUCCAAAAUAUAUAUUUACACAGCACAUACACUGUUUGUUUAAAGUGCACACAGUGUGUACAGACUUAUUACAUGUCAACACUCUGUGUGUGUGCAUAUAUACUUACUCAGGUACACAGUGUGACAGCUUAGGUGUCCUUUAAUUUGUCUAAAGAGGACAAUAUCAAGACUUUUGGAUUCUUGAUUCACAUCAGAGUAGAACUGUUCAUGUCUUCUCCUUCCCUUUGUUUUAAUUUUCAGUAAAAUCCCUUUUUUUGUUGUAGAUUUGAUGAUGUGUUAAUUUAUCAUCUAAACCUGAACUCUAGAUUGAGUUUUGUUUUAAUCAGGUUACAUGUGGGCUUUGUCCUUUCUAGGUUUGCCUCAUUGGAGACUGUGUGGGAGGAAUCUUGGGCUUUGAUGCACUUUGCAGCAGCAAUCAGACAGUUAAUGAAAGCCAGAACAGCAGUCGCAGGGGCAGCGUGGUCAGUGUGCAGGUAAGAAGCAAAGAUGUUUUUUUAUACUAAUUAUAGAAGGAGAAUAAAAGGUUGACUCCUCUCUCCUCUGAAUAUAUUUCUGCCUGAACUUUCUCUCUACAUACUGAGACAUCUGGAUUUGUUCUUGAAUCGUAUGUGCAGGACCAGGACCUCCUCUCACCUGGCAUCAUAGUCAACAGCGGCCACGGUUCAGCUUCUCCAACCUUGGAGGGUAGCCGUCACCUCAGCCGCAGUAACAUCGACAUCCCUCGCGCAGGAGCGUCCGAUGACACCAAGAAACAACUGCCACGCAAGAGAAGCGACUCCUCCACCUACGAGCUGGACACAAUAAAACAACACCAGGCCUUCCUGACCAGGUACGCGGAGUCUGGGAUGACACAUGAAAUGAACUUGGGGGAUGAAGAACUCAGUCUUUGAGUCGUUUUGGGUUUACACAACAAAAUGACUUUGUCCCGUCCUUCCAGCUUACACUCCAGUGUCUUGCGGAACGACUCGGCCUCGCGCAGAUCGAGCAGCAGCACCAUGCUGGACGGAAGCUCCCUGGGGAAGUUUGACUUUGAGGUGUCCGACUUCUUCCUGUUCGGCUCUCCGCUAGGAUUGGUGCUCGCUCUGAGGAAGACUGUCAUUCCUAUGCUGGAUGGUGAGUUUUUGCAGAGAGACGUGAUGUCCUUUGUAACACUUUUAAACGAUGGUAGAGGUUAUUUACUUUAUAUAUGGCUUAUGGAAAACACAGAUCAGCUUUAGGAAAGAAACACAUUUGAGCAAAGUUCUUCGUCAUCAUAAAAACUGAUGACUGUCCUCCUCUCAAACUGAAGUGAACCUUGUUACUCUGUAAGAAGGUAUUUUCAGUAAUAAUUGUUGAACUCUUCCAUCUGAGGGGAGGAGUCUGCGGUUCUCCUCCGUCCUCUCUGAAAUCUUUGGUUUUAUUUCUCCCCCUAGUGGCCCAGCUGCGGCCUGCCUGUCAGCAGGUUUAUAACUUGUUCCACCCGGCCGAUCCCUCCGCCUCCCGCCUGGAGCCUCUGCUGGAGCGGAAAUUUCACCUCCUGCCCCCGUUCAAUGUUCCCCGGUACCAGCGAUUUCCCCUGGGAGAUGGAAACUCUGCCCUACUGGGUGAGCCCUCUGCACCAACAGUGUAGAAACGUCUUAUUAUCAUAAUUCAGUGAAUAUCCUGUCAGUUUUAAAUGAUUGAUGAAGCUCAGAGUGGAAAUCACAUGCACAGACACAAAUGCCAAAUGCAUUUCAAUGUAAGGGCUGUUUUAAUUUCUCCUGUUUGAAAUUAAGAUCCCAUCAGCUGAAACUUAAGACACAGAUAUUUACCGACUGUCUUGUUUCCGACUGAUGCAUGCUUUAGUCAGUAAAACGCCUUAAAACACCUCUUGUAGCAAAGUCUGAGUCCCUUUACACACAGACUCAUCAUCGUCUCAAAGAAAAAUGCAUCAUUUUUCUGCUGUCUGUGCUUCAGCGUCUUUUGUGAAGCAGUUGAUUCAUCUGAAUGUGGUCGUAGUCCCGCUGGUUGUUUCUGUUUUGACUGGUCAUAAAAGUGGAGUAACCCUCAGAGCCUCAACCUGCACUGUUUUAUAGGAAGUCCUGUUUGUGAUAAACGAGGAGUAAUCUUACUUAUGAGCAGAGUUGAGUCUCAGAGCAUCACUUCUUGUGUUAAAGAGCAGUGUGAUAAGCUGGACUAGCAUGAGGACAUUGUUUAGAGAUUGUAAGUCAGGGGUUUGACUUGUCUGUAAAGGGUUUGUCUUGUGAAACUGAUUAGAGACGUUUUUAGUGGAAUUUUAAAGACAAAUUCAAGAUAAAUAUCCAGUUAAAGAGGUGUAGGUUUAAUGAUAAAUUGAUUUUUAGGGCGUCUACAAUCUUAGAUCUCAGAAAUCUGGCGUUUCCUGGGCUCCACUUGACUCUGCUUUCUUGUCUCACCUUUGGUUGUUCUUGCUUCAUAUGUUUUUGUGUCUUCCUUGUCUUUCCUUUCCUUCCUUUCCUUCCUUCUCGGCCUCUUGUUUCCCACAUCUAUACACUUGACUCUCUACCUCCCAAAACCCCCCCUGACCUCUGCCCCCCUUCUGCCCCUCCAAAACCCCCCCUCUGUAGUGGAGACAGUCCAGAGCAACGCUCAGCUGCUGCUUGACAGUGGGCCUCCUCUGUCCUUUCGCUGUCAGGAGACCAUCAGUGAGACCUGCAUCCCUGUGCCUGUGCUAAACUGGCAAGAGGGCUACCUCAGAGCCACACCUGCCACUAUGGAGUGUGUGUAGCCUCUCCCAUUCACCCGUCCUGUGUUGACUUUGUCUGUCCCAUCUUUGUUUCUCUCAUCCCCCAAAAUUCAGAUUCAUACCUUCUUUUCUUGUGUUUCCAAGUAUUCCCACUGCUGAUGUUUUAAAACCUCAGGGAUGUUAUCAAAUCAAAUAAGUUUAAAUCCUUCCUUCCAGUAUUCUGGAUAAGCAUUAAGCAUUAAUUUUAAAGAGCCACUCUGAUGGAAAUCAUUUUGUUGUUGUUUUUUACAUGUUCAUAUGGCAUUUUUCUGAUGCUACAGGAAAUGUCAUGAGAAAAAUAAGAGCGUAUUUCUAAAUUCAAAUCGCUGUGAAUCCCUUGCAGACCCAAACGGCCGGAUCAGAAACAGUCAGUACGUUUACAUGACACUCAAGAAAACCGAAUUAUUGCCUUACUCCGGUUAGGACAACUCAAGUGCAUGUAAACACCUUCGUCCAACUAUAAUCGGAGUUUGAGAACUCCCAGAUAAUGCGAUUGGAAUUCGAUUUCCUCUACCAUGUAAUAAGCGUAAGCCUUAGUAUGAUCAGACAAUGCAUGUGCGUGUGAGCCACACCCCCGUAACCCUGGAACAAAAACACCAGAGAGGAGGAGUAGCAUGCAUCUCAUCUGCAGAAAAAGUAGCUUGUACAUCAUGUAUGACAAAAACAACUCUGUACGAUGCUCCAUCUUCUUGCUCAAAAAUGCCCAGCAGCAGUUGUAGACACUUCUGACGUCUGGCAUGGACCUGCUGUUGUUGAUGACGGUUGUAACAGCGCCACUGAAAAGACCCAAAACGCCCCCUAGUUUUGAAAAAAAAAAGAAUUCUGAGGUUAGUCCGAUUAAGCUGUGCAUGUAAACGCACUGAUUAAGAUUUCCUAUGUAGCAAAUCCAAGCUCCGCCCCUAGAGCUCCACAAUGCAGGCCAGACUUGGAGAAGUAGAGAGGACGAUCGUGGAACAAGCGUGUACGUUAGCGGAUUGCAAUGAUCGUAAAAAAGUUCAUUAUGAUAUUAACUUUCAUCGUGCCCCUAAAGACAAUCAUGUCCGAGAGCUGAAUAGCUCCAGUGUUACCUGCCACUUCUAUUACACCGGCAACGUUAGGCUGCGAGCUAGCAUGAAGAGGAGCAGAGCAGCGCUGUCUCCGCCCAUGACUCAGAGGUGAAUCGCUAAUGAGCUACUGGAGCUCUGCAGAAGAGAAGUCCUUGAAAAUGACACAGGUAAAGUGAUUUUGACUAAAAACUUAAUAAUCACAAUUUAAAGACCAAAACAAAAAAACAAUGGGAGUGGGACUUUAAGCAUUUAACAAUCGGCCAUGGGAAUACUUGGGCGACCUCGAUCCAUAUCUCCUGUGGUGUUGGGUUUUGAUGUUUCCGUCUCAUACACUCACGAACUGUUGAAGGACUUGAGCAUUUGUGUUUGUGCUGUGGUUUUAAAGACAGAUUCUGGUGUGUCUGCAUCAUCUCUGUGAUAUCAGGAUAUCCAUGUAACAAACUGCUCAUGUUAAUUCUGGAGAAAUCUUCAUGUGACGAUCAAGUGGUGUCGUGUUUGCUUGUAAUGCUGUUUGUAGAGCUCAAUAUAUACAUCCUUCAUAUACUGGUGCCUGUGUUUUCUUUGUGAUUAGGGUCAGAGGUCAUCUGAUUUUUAUAAUAGUCCGCACAUAAAGUAAGAAUUAGAUUCACUUUGCUAUGAAGUAACACAAGCACACUGCUAGCACAUAAACAGGUGUGGACAUUCGUGAUUUGACAUCUACUAAGUGUUUGAUGUGCUCAUACGCUCGUGUUUCCACCUGAACUGAACCGACUGACCUAAGCUGCCUCACUUCUGGUUUCACAUGUCCUCUGAAACCACAAUGUGUGCUGUCACACGCCCCUCCUGUCACCCUAAUCCACUUUCCCCACCCACCCACCCAUCAUUGUGAGUGCCCCUUACCUGUGUCUCUGUCUAAUGGGAUCUCCUUGUUUCGGCUCAAUAGCGGAUGUUGUUCAGUCUCAUGGUGGUGUCUUCAUGGACAGUUCGUACCCCUCAUCCCCUGUAACGGGCCCCCUCUCCCGGGGCCAGCGGAGGGCCAGUGAGGUCAGCAUUGCCAGCCAAGUCUCAGGAAUGGCAGACAGUUACACUGCCACCAACAUAGCCAACAGUAAGUGUCCUUGAUACCAACGAGCCUCUCUCUCUCUUUCCUCCACUCACACAAACAUUGAUCUAUUUCCCCCCUCUUUCUAUCACUCUCCUCUUUAUUCCGUCUCUCCUAAAUCUCUCCCUUCCUCUCACUCAUCUUUAUCUGAACCCCGUUACUCUGACUCUACACACACCCAACACUCCAGCAGCCUACCCAGCCAAAACGACAUGAACACCCCUGUUCCUCUUUUUACUUCUGCUGACUCAGACCGAGCACCUGCAUUUUAACCAGAGGGUUCUGAAAGUCCCCCUGAAGAAGAGCAAGUUUAGCGCCGCUGCCCACUGUCUGUCUUACUCUUCUCCACCGUCUCAAUGUAAAUGCAAAGAACGAGUGCUGCAUUUAUCUGAUGUUGCGAUGCAUGUGACACCUGCCUCCUUCAGCCAUUCCUGCAUUGUCCACACUCCCUACUGCGACGUGUUUGCUCCGAUGAACUGUUUUCUGUUGUGUUUAUUGUGAAACUGUCCUUCCCCAGUUCACUUUGAUUGUGCCUCACAUGACUUCAGUACAACCCUGGGAAUGCAGAGCUCAUUAUGGCCGAUUUUCUCUCAUUCUUUACCAGCAGUACCCUGACCCGCUGUCUCAAUACUGCACUAACGAUAUUUUCUUUUCAGCUUUGACUUUCACAGCUCUGUCUGGACACUUCCAACAUCAAUCUUCAGACUCAGUAUAAUGUCACGAAUGUUCACGUGGAAACAUGCCUCUGUUUGAAGUUCUGUUUUGUCUCUUUGUUUUGUCCCCAUAGCCAAAUCUUACCAAAAUAACCAAUCCAAAAAGUUCAGCCUUUUAUCCCAACUCGCCCUCUCGUCACAAAGCAAAUUCUCCCUGAAAAGUCCUCCUAAGUCCCGAAAGAAAAGAGGCGCCGACCAGGCUGAGAGACCUCCAGACCAAGACCUGCAGGCCGAGCUGGACAGUGAGACCAGCGAAGGUUUAAGUCCCAUUUGCCAGUACGAGAACUGCCUGUCAGCCGGGCUGGACUGUGCUAUAUCUGAUCUGGUCUCACUGGACUCCCAGGCUGAAGUGGACCAAGGUAUUUUAUCCUAAGGGAGGGGACGUCUGAAAACUGCGAAAAGCUUCAGUUCUUUUCCUCAAAUACUAAAUCAUGUGCUGCUCUAUAAGAACGCUCCUUUUUCCUUCCCUUCACUUGUUUGAUUCACAAGGAUUCAAGAAAAAUAAUUAACACUGAUGAGCGAUAAUGUGUUUCUUUUCAAAUCUCUGAUCCCUUACUAACAUGAAUAACCACCUUGGAUUGCUGAUGAAAUCAUGCAUCAGUUCUAACUCUUUUCCUCCUCUCCUCUUGGAUUUCAGCUUCUUGAACUCUGGUUACUGAUUUAAAAUCCUGAUUUCCUUUUUCCAGCUGAAGAACCGCUGGGAUUGGUGAUGCUUGUGGUUGAAGUCUAAUGUCUUCUUUUUGCUUUAGCUUCAGAGGUGUUGCAUCUUUACGUAGGGUAACAUAAAUCCCACUAAUUCUGACAUUUUCACCUUGUAUAUCUACGCCAUCACCCAUCAUAGUUGCAGCACGCUGGUGGGGAACAAAGCGGCUGGACUUUGCCCUGUACUGCCCCGACGCUCUGACAGCUUUCCCCACAGUGGCUUUACCGCAUCUCUUCCACGCAUCAUACUGGGAGUCCACGGAUGUUGUGUCUUUUCUCCUGAGACAGGUGAGACAACAUCAGAAUAAUUCUCCUCUGUUCAUGGUCUCUAAAGACAAGACUAGCUCCAAACUCUAUGAAAUUCCUCUUUCAGGUCAUGAGGCACGAGAACUCGAGCAUCUUGGAGCUUGACGGGAAAGAGGUGUCUGAGUUCACCCCCUCCAAACCAAGAGAGAAGUGGCUCCGCAAGAGGACUCAUGUGAAGAUCAGGGUAAGCAGAAAAAAAGGAAUCGAGUGUCAGCUGACUCAAAGGUCUCCUAUUAUGGCAUUUUUCAUCAAGUUUAAAUCAGUCCCAGAGGUCCCACAAAAGUAAAAUUGAAGUUUGUUAUUUGUGGAUAUCAGCCAGCCUGUACCCUCCUCUUUUUUUAAGCUCCACGAAGAACGGGCUGAUUCUGCGCCUGUACCUUUAAAUGAUAAUGAGCUGUGUGUAACCACGCCCCUCUCUGGAAGGGGCUACGGCUUACCAUGCGGUAAUGUUUACAGCUGUAUGCAAGGGGAAAAAACGGCAGAUGCUACCUCAGCGAAGAAGUUUUAGAGGGCUGGGCUAACGAUUAUCGGGGGCGGUGCCACCAACAUGUAGGAGGGGCUUAUGCUCCUAUGUCAUCAUAACCGCAGAGCUCUUCUGUUCGCCUGUUUGCGCUCAUGUUUUCAGAAAGGAGGGGAAAGCAAGAGGGGUUGUCGGCUUCGUGGGGGUUCAUAUUAUUGGUAGAAGACCACCCAAAAGUGGAUUUUUCACAAUAGGGGACCUUUUUAAAUUCAAAUAUUCUGGUUUUCUUUCAUGUCUUGAGCUUUUUUUCUCUCAGCUUUUUUGUAGAAUUCAUGAAAUAAACGAAAGACAUGACGACAUUCUGCAUCAUUUCAGUUUCUUGACCCAUCAGAUUUUUUCUUUUCCUCCACUGACAGAACGUGACAGCUAACCACCGAGUAAACGACGCCGUGUUCACUGAAGACUCCCAGCAGGUGGUAACAGGACGCUUCAUGUACGGCCCUCUGGACAUGGUCACUCUGGCCGGGGAGAAGGUGAACUCUAGUUCCUCAUCAGCCUGAUGUCAGGAGUGCCAGACCUGCUUGCUAAUAAUGUAUCACUGAUCUCUGCAGGUGGAUCUCCACAUAAUGACCCAGCCUCCAUCAGGAGAGUGGGUCUACUUCAACACAGAGGUGACCAACAGCAGCGGCCGCGUGUCUUUUAUCAUCCCAGACGACAAACGUUUGGGCAUCGGCGUUUACCCGGUCAAAAUGGUCGUCAGGUAAGAUCUGAGUUCUUUCAGUAAAAACCUUAAGUCGAUCGAAAUACAAAAAAAUAUUAAGGCUUAAGUUUUAGUGAUUAUUUCUUUAAAUUCUCACUCUAAGUGUCCAGGAUGUCUGGAUUAAGACUUGACAUUUAUUUUACUCAUAAACUGUUAUCAUCAUGUAACACAAUCUCUGCCCUAACCAGACAAAUCUUGAAAACUUCACGAGGCGUUGUUAAUAAAAGAAUCAGAAUCAGAAUCGCCUUUUUUGUUUGUGUAAAAACAUCACAAAGGGAUUUGGGUACAUCUCCAAGGUGCUUUUGAGGUAGAUAAAAACAAGAUAAACAAAUAUAGAUAAAUGUACAACUAAGUAAAAGAAUAAAAGAAAAUGAAAUAGUUUUCGAAACAGAAAUUUUAAUACUUUUACCUGAGAAAUCCUGACAGAAUCUCCCCGGAUGUUUUUGUUGUUUGCAGCCUGUUUUACUCAGUAUUUGUGUUUCAUCUUCCUCAAGGGGAACGUCACUGGGUCAGCGUGUUUCUCCAUUUUUUUUCACUCUCUGUUGUUCUUCUCAUCCCUCCAGAGGCGAUCACACAUUUGCUGACAGCUACCUGACUGUUAUCCCACGUGGCACAGAGUUUGUGGUGUUCAGCAUCGAUGGGUCAUUCGCAGCCAGCGUCUCGAUCAUGGGCAGUGACCCCAAAGUGCGCGCAGGAGCUGUGGAUGUUGUCAGGUACUGAACUGUUCUUCUUCUGUCGUUGUUUUUGUGUCUAUUCAUGGCAUUGAUAGUCUUGUCUUAAUGCUGCUGCUCUCUGUGCCUUCUUACUGCAGACACUGGCAGGAUUUAGGUUAUUUGAUCAUCUAUGUGACCGGACGACCUGACAUGCAGAAGCAGCGGGUCGUGGCUUGGUUGUCUCAGCACAACUUCCCUCAUGGAAUCGUCUCUUUCUGUGACGGCCUGGUCCAUGAUCCUCUACGGCACAAAGCCAACUUCCUCAAAACCCUGACUGAGGUGAGAAUGCAAAAAGUGGGCGCUAACAGAAAGGUUUUGUAACUUUGCAGCAGUCAUUAAGUUUUCCUGUGUUUUUUUUUUUUUUACCGUUAACAGGCUCACAUGAAGAUUUUCGCUGGCUAUGGAUCAACCAAAGACAUCUCAGUCUACACCUCCAUCGGCCUCCCUGCCUCCCAAAUAUACAUCGUUGGGAGACCCUCCAAGAAGAUGCAGCACCAGUGCCAGGUACGGUUUUAUUAUUUCAUGCACAACAUGGGCAGAAAUUAAAGGGAUAUUCCGGCGUAAAAUUAAGUUAGGGUCAAACACACCGUAACACUGAGUUAGACGUCCUGUCGAGAGAUGAAUGUUGCCGACCGCUUGCUUCUCUAGUUAUACCAACUUUAGUAACGACCGCAGGAUAGGAAUACAGAGCGGUCUGAGGAGCCAUAAACAAACCUCAACCAAAACGCCUCGUACGCUUAUUGUAUUGCUAUCCUGCGGUCGUUACUAAAGUUGGUAUAACUAGAGAAGCAAGCAGUUAGCAACAUUCAUCUCUCGAGGGGGUGUUUAACUCAGUGUUACGGUGUGUUUGACCCUAAAUUAAUUUUAUACCAGAAUAUCCCUUUAAUGUGACCAAAUAAGAAACAGUCAUCUAAAACCAGAACCUGCUCUUAUCCACUCCACAGUUCAUCACAGAGGGCUACGCAGCUCAUCUGUCCCAGCUGGAGUACAACCAUCGCUCCAGACCAGCAAAGUCCAGCAGCGCGCGCAUGGUGCUACGCAAAGGCAGCUUCGGCUUGGGCGCAAACAGCGACUUCCUGAGGAAGAGGAACCACCUGCUGCGCACCAUUUCCUCCCAGCCGGCGCCUAGCUCCCCGACCGGCAGCAUCCACAACCGGCCAGAGCGCACGCAGAGCCAAUCGGACGGCGAUCGGCUGGAGCGGCUGGAGAGCAUCCACAGCCACAGCCAGGGAGCAACACAGCGCAGCAUGAGCAUCACCGCCAGCUGCUGGGGCCGCAGCAGCAGCACCAAGCUCGAACCUGGCGUCCUAAGCCCCAAAUGACAUCAGGGGGACACAAAGAGGGCUCUUUGAAUUGAAAAGCGCUGAGGAGAAGACUCAUAACAAACAAAAAUGCAAAGCGUAACUAAAGGUUGGCUCGCACCUGGUGGGUAGAUACAAAAAUGACAACAUUAGGUGCUACAAACUACUCUUUAUAAACCAACGCCAGUCACACUCCAUGAACAGAGGUUAUGGCUUUCAUUAAAAAAAAAAGGGCAAAAGGCAUUUCAAGGGGCAUCUUCCUCAAACAGGAAUGUGCACACACAUAGACAUAGCAUAUAAGUGUAAGAAUCCAGACUAAGUAAAUCUUUUUAGGCUUGAAUAUGAGUUUUUUUUUGCCUUUAGAUUGGAAACGGGGUAACACACACAAGCACCCUCAUGCAACAACAACAACAACAACACACAGCCUGUAUCAGGUCCGAGCGCUGAUACUUCACUGUAACUGACUGUUGUGGCCACUGCAAGCACAAAAACGUCGACAGAGAUUAACCGGGUGCAAAAUGGUUUUAAAUCUGUUUUUCUUUUUUUUUUAUGUGACGAUCAGAUAUUUCUUCACGUCUGUGAGCCAAGCUGAGGAGGAUCGAGUAAAACUGGACUGAGCGCGCUCACUCUGCACAAAACCAAUCAUUGGAAAUCACAUCAUUCAUCAACAUUAAAGAUAAUGUAUCGAUGUGCUGGGAGCCAACUCUGAAUGAUUUACCACUUAUGUACAGACGAAGGGAUUUUUCAGCGAACCAUUCAGUCCAGUUUUACUUGUUUUUUCUUGUCGUUCCUCAGACCAAAGAAUCCUCCAAAUAUCACAUUAAACCGCUAACAUUACCCUUUAACCGUGGUCGCAGCAGAAACUGUUCCUGAGCUCGACAGCGAAUCAGCGUUUGUGUUGCUGCUGUGACUUCCUGAAUCAGAGUGACUCAGCUAUAGGGAAAACUCCGACUGUAUGGUUAAUGUGCCAAAGUCAACAGUACAGAGGGAUAUGCUGUACGUGAAGGAGAGGGAGGGUUGGGGUCUCCUGUGUAAAAAUGGAAUACACUGUAAGUAUGUAUCUGAACGCCUUAAUGAGGCUUGUACAUAGUUGUUAUUCAACAGUGCAGAUCUGGUAUCUGGUCCACUGAAGACCAGCUUCAAGUGUCUUCUUUACUCUGGAGGUAAACACCACCUCAUUCAGGAUACACUUUAUUGAUUGAUGAUGAUGAUAAUUAUUGUUAUUUAAGAUAAUAGAUAUUUUAAGGUGUCUGGAUUUUGUGAACAAAAUGUGUUUUAAGAUAAUUUUUAGGUGUUUUUUUUUUUCCUUUCAAACUUCCGUUGCAGCAGCCAAAACUCAGAGGUCUUUGCCUUGCACAGUAUUGUAUUUUUAUUUAUCUUCAACAUCACCAGAGUCGUAUCAACAGAACUGCUAUCUUGUGACAUAAAUAUAUUAUGUUUGGUAUCAUCUAUUUUGGAAAAUCUGGGGUAUGGCUUCUCCAUGGUUAUUCCCAAGCUGUAAAUGAGGCGUUGAAUGUUUUCAUAGAUAAUCCUCCUUAGGUUAAGAUCGAUUUUUUUUUUUCUGUUCUGCUGCAUCUUUAGAGGGAGAAAAUUCUGCAAAUUGUAAAUUGUGUACAAUAUGCUGUCCGCAGUAGGAACACAGAGCUAAGAUUUACUUGAUGCUGUUUUUCCAUUGACUUAUCAAAAGGGUACUGGGCUGUGAUGAACUCAUGUGAAAGGUGAUGUUUUUUUGUGGUCCCUUGAAUAGGCAUGUACAGAGCUGAGUGCAAUGGACCAAUGGUGGCCUAAAUGUUAAGGGAAAAUGUGCAAUAUUACUGAACCACACCACAAGAUGAAACUAAAACUAUGUGAAGGGAAUUUCCCAGCAUUGACAAUCAGAUCAUGAGGCACAUAUUCUGAACGCACGCCAUCUUUCAGGUAACACAGGUACAUAUGAAGUACACGUUAGUCUUUCAAAAGCUAGAGAUUAUCCAAUAAUCCUAAAACUAGAACAACAGGUUUUCUCUAGUCGCCGGACUCGCCACUCUUUUUGUGGAUGUUUUAUUUCCAAAUAUUAAAGGGAUAUUCCAGCGUAAAAUUAAUUUAGGGUCAAACACACCGGAACACAGGUUAGACACCCCCCUCCGCUUGCUUCUCUAGUUAUACCAACUUUAGUAACGACCGCAGGAUAGCAAUACUCAGCAGUCUGAGGAGCCAUAAACAAACCUCAACCAAAACGCCACUCUAUAGCCACAAAUAAUGAUCAGAACAGCACCUAACUUCAUCAACAGGACAUAUAGGGUCCCAGCCAUAGUACUAGCCACCAAACAUCUUCUUAACUUUGACUAAUUUCUUUUGCAAAGAGAUGAAACACAACUCACUUAUUCUCUUCCGGCAGCUGCUUGUUUGUAGAGAGACCUCGGGGGAGUCCAUCGACUUCAGCGGGGUGACACAGCUCAAGGAAGAACAUUUAUGAUCAUUUCUUCAUGGAAAUACAAUCAGACCGAGACGCUAAGGCAGAAGAACUACCACAUCUGCAGUGAAAAAUGAUUAAUAUGGUGAUUAUUAGUUCGAGGAAAUGAUAAAGAAAUUAUCAUUAAUGUUCUUCCUUAUACGGUGUGUUUGAUCCUAAGUUAAUUUUACACCAGAAUAUCCUUUUAAGCAGAAGAUUAAGAAACUGCAGCCUCUGAACAUGAGGCAAGAAAUUCAGCAACAUAGCUUAACUGACAACCUUAGACGAAGAGGCUCAAUCGUUUAGAAGUAAACCAAAUAAUGUCUCUUUUUAAAUGUUUCCUUGUCCAAAACAAGGCUUCAUAAUGUUUUAUGAUCCCUCCCUCUUAUAACGGGGAUUAUCCCAGUAUAAACAGGUGUGAUUACUAACCCGACGGUGUCCAUCUGCACCUGGGCUUGGAGCCACGAGGAUAAUUCUUUCAGAAGUUAUGUAAACAAGUCUUUCUGAAGCUGCUGAUUGUACCUUAAAAGUACAUUUAAAAAAGGGAGAUGCAAUGCUGGAAAACAUGCACUUAUUUAAAGUUGUUUUCUGCUGAACCAUAACCCCCCCACCUCAGAGAAAUCAAUCACACGGAUACUAAAUCCAGAGAAUGUAACGACGACUGUGCUAGACGGUCGCUCCGAUCUGUUACUGACCCACACGAUACCAGAGGCCUUAUCGUUCCCUUCUCUGCCUUAGAUUGGCCAUGGUGUGGCGAGGCCUAAAACGAACGCUGCUCACCCCUGAAUCGAUUUUAUGGAGAAAAGUGAGACUGUUAAUGCAGAUUUAACUCAGUAGAAAACAGAGUCAGCUAUACUUUCUUGUAAAGGUUUGAAGAGGAAAUGUGCAAAUGAGAAAUCUGUUUCACAAAGAUUAGGCAAUCUGUCUCAAGCUCUGUUCCCCAUCACAACUGUUACAACAACAGUUAGCUCUCAGAGGCUGUAAAUGUAUAUAAACCACAAAUAUGGUAAAUAUUUUCAUUGUACAGGGUGUGAAUCUUGUAGGUUUUGGAUAACUUCAUUUUAUCCACUCUCUUGUGUUUUUAUGUACAGUGUAUAAAGAAUAUAUAUGACAAACAAAGUCAGUUUGGCCUUUUUUUUCGGGGGGGAUAUCAACUUUUCAUUUCACACAGAUUCAGAUUUAUUCAGAGAUCCACAAUGCAACAAAAAGUAAGACAUUGAGAGAGAUUUCACAAAAAUAAAGGGGUUUCUCCCACUGAUAUGCAUGAAAUCAUGGACAGAAUAAAUGAGCAUUAUUCAGUGCAAACAUUUCAUCAAAUGUGCAAUUACAAAAAUCUACCUUCUCCACAUCUCAGCUGACAUAUUCAAGUCAGCCGUUAAACUCUUCUGCAACUCUCUUUUGUGAUUAACACAGCUGACACGACAGAAAUCAGUGGGAAAUACCUUCACCUGGGUCGAACCGGCCCAGAGUGCGUUUCCUGAUUAUUCUGUACCCUGACUUUCACAUGAAGAAAUUGCAGAGAGUGUUUUGAAAUUAUAUAAAGAUAUAAAAUCAGCUUAUAGUUGACGUUCUUCUACCUGUUGAUUCCCAAUUUCUUCUGAAAGGCGCUCCCGUCUCCCUUGGUGGCUUGCUGAGAAGACAAACGGGAGCUCGGUAAGACAUGAGACUCUUUAUUUUUACUUCACUGACCUAAGGCGGAAACUUUGGGUACCUUGUUGAUUUCUUUGUGUUUUUCUCGGCUGACUAUCUCCUCUAUGAUCUCUCCUUCUCCUCUCACCAAUCUGGAGGAAAACACGAUAGUUGGCAUUAAAACUAAAAACAGGAUACGAACAGUAGACAGAGAAUGUAGUUUUAAGUCAACUUGUCUUACAGCGAGUCUCGGGUUGAUCUCUGACUCACCUGGUGCGACCUGUCUCUGGGUCGACCACCCUGCGGAUCACGCUCUGUCUGGCCUCGUACUCUUCUUUGGUGAGGGGCCUCUUAGUGGAGAAUCGGGCCUUCUGCUCAUCUGUCAUCACUACAAAGGGAAACAGUAAAAAAACAUAAAAACAGAUCUUGAAACUCAAUUUAGACAAACAUUCAUAUCAUAUCACUGACAAAAAUAAAAGCCUAAUUCAGAUGUCCAUCCCUCACAGUUAAAAGCUCCUAUGGGGAGUUUUUUUUAAUGUUUAUGAAAAAGACUAAAAUUCAUGAUAUUUGAUAGCAAACAAGACCAUCAGGACCAAGACAAUAAGUGAAAGGCCUGAAACUGGUGCGAGGGGUAGGAGUCAAAGCUGAAGCAAAAGCCCAGUAUUGUCAAGUUCUACCUUAAAGGGAUAUUCCUGCAUAAAAUUAAUUUAGGGUCAAACACACCGUAACACAGAGUUAGACACCCCCCUCCAGAGAUGAAUGUUGCCGCUUGUUUCACUUGUUAUACCAACUUCAGUAACGACCACAGGAUAGCAAUACAGAGAGCCACAUGCUCAACCAAAACGCCACUCUAUAGCCACUAAUAAUGAUCAGAACAGCAGCUAACUUCAACAACAGUACAUAUAGGGUCCCAGCCAUAGUACUAGCCACAAAACAUCUUUUUAGCUUUGCCUAAAUUCUUUAGCAAAUAGACUAAACACAACUCACCUACUCUCUUCCAGCAGCCGCUUGUUUGUAGCGAGACCUCUGCCAGUCCAUUACAGACUACAGCGGA